UUUCAUUCAUUCUAUUCUGCCUUUAGAGAUUUUUCCGCAAAACGCAAAAUAUUUUAGUCAUAACAUAAUAUAGUAUAUGCUAAAUAGAUGAUUAUAAGCUGUGUGUGUUUAUGUUUUGGUUAAAACUAAUCCCUCUUUCUCUGUUUUUUACACGACAAGCGUCUGGAAAGCCACCAAAUAUGGAUAUCCUACGACAGUUUCAGAAUAUUUCUUGGUGUAAGCCAGACUGGUGUUUUCCCAGCAUGAGCAAGGAGACAAAUGAGCUGCUUCGGCAAUGCACAGACAUGCCCAAACUUGAGUACUCAGAUGAUGUGGACGAAACCAUCAAGAGGAGUAAAGCCUUCCCCAUACCAUUUCCGAUUGAAACUGUCAGGUUAGAGAAGUUGAAAGUGCGUCGUCCGAUAGAGAAACUGAAGAGCAACAUAGCGUCCACAUAUCCUCUCAUUCACGAGAGGGUGCUGCUGUUAAUGACUCAUUUUCUUAUUUACAAGAGAGAAUUCGGGUCCAGUAUCGAGAAAGCGCUGUACAACGACAUGACGGUUCCAGACCUGAUCGACAGAAUACUGAAGAAGAGGGCUAUCACGUUCAUGGGGCCGCACGACACGUAUAAACUAAUCUCUGGCGAGGAGGGUCACGAAGGCUGGGAGGCAGUGGGCACGUUACAACAGAAGCCGCCGCUAGUCCUAGAGAACUGUCUGAGCUACGACGAAAUGAAGAUAGCUGCGUUUGUGUACGUCAGCGGGUAUACGGAGUGCAUCAAUAAUGGGAGUAGGAAGAAUGGUGGGGUUAUAAGUGAAGAAGAUGCAGAGAGUGAUGCAGUUAUUAUAGGUAUUGUCGGCCCCCGUUUCGAACGUCGAGGCCGGAUGGACUAUGAAGAUAUUCUCAUUACUGAGCAGCAGAACUGCUUAGAAAAUGGGUACGGAGAAGAAGUGACGCCGACGACGUGCCUCAACGUUUUGAAACGACGUACGUACGCAACAACCAGUCUGCCAGGCAUAUGUGGAGACAAAUGUUUUCCGAGUUUUAUCAGGUACACAGUUAUACUCACGAAGAGCUCCUCCUACGUGAACAUCGAAGAUAAACCCGAAGACCGUCGCUACAUAGACCGCUACGUCAAAGUGCACGACAGUAUAUUCGACAACGAGGUGUACUACAAGCGGAUCAGCGUCACUGCCGAGUGUGUGCUGUAUGAGGCGGAGGACCGCGCGAGGGGCGCGGGGAGAGAGGCGUUCGUUAAUAUUAUAGGAGCUGGUCUAGGAGUAUGGAAAGUGUCUGCCCACCAGCCUGAUGUUUACAUCCUGACAUUCUUGGAGAGGAUACGAUCUUUCCUGAAGAAGGACCUGUUGAAUCACGUCACAGAUGUCAAUUUUGCCUACAUACAACCCAGUGCCAGUAUUUUAGCAUUAUUUACAAAUGGAGCAGAGGGGGAGGGGAGCACAGAAAAAAGAAUAUUCUUUGAGAGCAAAAGGCAUCCUAAAGGUGGCAUAAACGUUCAGCUAGAAAACCGAGAGCCGUCAGCGAAGCUAACAGGCGAACACGCGGGCAAGCUACUAGUCAUGACGUAUCCGUGGGACGGGAACGCGCACCCAGGCAACGAAUUUUGGAUCGGCAGCCUGUCGGGGUCAGGCGAUCCGGCAGCCGCGUGCUCCACGCAAGUGUCGGAGCUGCACAACGCGCACGUCAACCCGCGCGUGUCUGCGCGCGCUGCCCGCGUCGCCUGCAGGGCGGGCGUCACGCCGCUGGCUGAAUACUGCGACGCGCUGGCACAUUAGAGGUCAAUUAUAAUAUAUAUGGUUAGAGGAAACCUUGUAGAGAAUACGUCUGCCUCUAAUCUUGUCCUGUUCAAAAUAAAUGUUACUCACACCUGACAUAACCUUAGUUGUUAUUUUGUGAACUGUUCUAUUUUAAUAAUCGGGUCCACACAGAACGAGGCACGUCGCGAGACAAUGUGCUCGCGAGGCAAACGUUUAGUGUAGAUGCGCCUCGGUCGAGGCAUAACGCACUUGCCGAGCUACCUGCCUCGACCGAGGCAGGUCUACAUUGAUAAUUUGCGGCGUCGUGUGGACCCAGAUUUUGAUUUUGUACAUUCGGCAGAUGAAACUUUGGUGUUAAAAAUGUUUAACAAUUUUAAUUCUAUAAAUGAAAAUUUGAGCAGUCUCGCUUUAAGAACGCUCCUCUUGAUACUUGCUUAUCUCAGCAUGCCCAAAGAAGAAUAGCGCCGGUAAUAAGCGACAUUAAUUAUAUUACUACAUCAAAACAAUUAAAGAUAUCCGAUGCAUUUCAUUUGUUUUUCGUAUUGUUUACAUGUUAUUAACAAAUACUUUUGACUUUCAAUGUUUUGUGCAUUUCUUUAGUUCGUGUUUUCUAAUUUCAUGUCGAUUCUUCCUAAAAGUUUUGUUAGUUUUAUAAAAUCGAACUGUAGUACCAAUUCGUCAUUCAUAUAGUUAUCACAAUUUUUUUUAAUAUACCGACACCUUUAUAAUGUUAAUUGUCAGAACAUUUUUUGUCAUACAAAUAUCAUUAAAAAAGUUAGUGAUGAUUCGAUAGCACUAAAUACACCUUAAUAUUGCCACAGCUGUAACAAUUGCUUUAGGAUAUUAAAUCUUGCCUACAAUUUUACUCUUCCACACUUUUUGGUACACUAAAAUUGUAAUAAUUAUAUUUUAAUAAAUAUGUGUAUUUGUAUAUGGCUGUGAAAAUUCUGACAGACAAACAACACAGAGGUUGAAAAUUUGUCUCAAAGGUAACAUAAGUUUUCAAUGAAAGUAUGUUGAAUUAAGAUUUUUGAGGUUAAAAAAAAACCUAAAUAUAGUCGGGUCCUGUCCACACAGAGCCAGCAACAUCGCGAGGCAAUUUCUUCAAGCGGCAACGGCCAAUGUAGACGUGCCUUGGCCAAACUAGGUCGGGCUAGUUGCCUCGGCCGAGGCAUGUCUACUUUGGCCGUUUGCCUCGUGACACUGCUCGCUCUGUGUGGACACGCCUAAUGACGUGAAAAAUUAAUUGGCUACUAUCGUAUAAUGCUUGUAUUAUAAAAUGUAAAUAAAAUUUGUAUGUACGUUGCUUAGCUGUAGUAUUACUAGUAACUGUAUUCUAAACUGUAACUAUGUAUGUGUUGUGUCCUUAUUUUGUAUUGUGAAUUGAACAAGGGAAAUUUGUUUAUGCUUAUUUUAGGAACUAUUGGAAAACUAUACUUUGUAAUAAAUUGAAGGAAUUGGCUGA
This is a messenger RNA of Leguminivora glycinivorella, 3219 nucleotides long. RefSeq lists its product as uncharacterized. The record is from RefSeq and is a predicted model, not a curated record. NCBI's taxonomy places the organism in Eukaryota, Metazoa, Arthropoda, Insecta, Lepidoptera, Tortricidae.